This is a messenger RNA of Diachasmimorpha longicaudata, 1032 nucleotides long. RefSeq names its product mannose-P-dolichol utilization defect 1 protein homolog. The transcript has 5 exons. The record is from RefSeq and is a predicted model, not a curated record. Gene Ontology annotation, biological process: oligosaccharide biosynthetic process. The coding region runs from base 144 to 875 and encodes 243 amino acids. Lineage: Eukaryota; Metazoa; Arthropoda; Insecta; Hymenoptera; Braconidae.
UUAAAAUACAACAGUUCCUGAGUUUACUCACACAUUCCCGCACGUGCAUUCCAAAGUAGUUGUUUGGAACGUUCGAAUCCCACUGUCUCGAGUAGGAGAAAAGUUGAUAAAUUAAUGCUAGCAGUAACUGAAUAAACAAAAACAUGGAGUACGUGAAAGCGGUGUCCAAGCUCCUCUUCUCGGAACAGUGCCUGGAGGAGUAUUUUACGAAUUUGAAUUUUUUAGACGUUCCGUGCUUUAAGACCACGCUCAGCAAAAGCCUUGGCCUUGGGAUCAUCGGGGGCUCCUUGAUGGUCAAAGUUCCUCAGGUCGUCAAGAUUUACAACAGCAAAAGCAGCCAGGGACUUAAUUUUGCAAGUGUUCUUUUGGAUUUAUUCGCCAUAACCGCAAUGAUAUCGUACAGUUUUGCCAGUGGUUUUCCAUUCAGUGCCUGGGGUGACGGAGUAUUUCUGGGGAUUCAGACUCUCGCCAUAGCUGUGCUCGUCCUGCAUUAUCGCAGAAAUACAGCUGGUGCCCUAGCAUUUUUCGUUGGAUACGUCGCAGUGAUUGUUGCUGUCGUCACUGAAUUAACUCCACUCAACAUAUUGUGGGGCGCCCAAUCGCUUACUAUUCCUAUUGUCCUAAUCAGCAAGCUUUUCCAAGCCCACACAAACUACAAAAAUGGUAGCACUGGCCAGCUAUCUGCAGUGACGAUGUUCAUGCUUCUGUUCGGCUCGAUGGCGAGGAUAUUCACAUCCGUCCAGGAAACCGGCGACACCAACAUGAUUAUUAUGUACGUCUGUUCCACAGCUGCAAACGCAAUAAUUGUCUUCCAGUUGCUCUACUACUGGAAUGUUAGCGCUGAGAAGAAGAGAAAGACCAAGAAACUUAAAUGAGCACUGAUUGACUGCACAACUUGUUACGUGUUUUUUUCACUUUCUAUCUUCCACUUUACCAUAGUUCACUAAAUGUAAAUUAACGACGAGUGACGACUUUUAAUUUAGUCUGUGGUAUGAAUUUUGUAAUAAAGACGAAGAAGAGAAAUCGUUAAAA